This is a messenger RNA of Sitodiplosis mosellana (orange wheat blossom midge), 1046 nucleotides long. RefSeq lists its product as uncharacterized. Bases 102 to 881 code for a protein of 259 amino acids. The record is from RefSeq and is a predicted model, not a curated record. Lineage: Eukaryota; Metazoa; Arthropoda; Insecta; Diptera; Cecidomyiidae. The transcript is spliced from 2 exons.
CGGAUGCCAAAUGCACACACACACAUUAUUUUGACAAGCGGUUCGCAUUAAGUUGGUUUUUAUGUUGUAGCUUCAGGAACGCCUGUAAAAUUUAACUCUCAAUGAGUCAUUUAACGAUCGACAAAAUGGAUAGAAUAAAUUUUCUGAUCACCGAAGUGUCGUUAGAGUGUUUGGGAAAUAAGUUUUAUGAUAUUUAUGGUAGACAAAAUAAAUCAUUGUUGGGUUUGAUUUCAGUGACCAGUGGAAAACGAGACCCAACAAGUGUAGAUAGUGAUAGUGAAUCCGAUUUGUGGAAAGCGUUAACGACUGAAAAGAAGCCAAUUAUCCAAAAGCGAAAUCGUACUGUUGAAAGUCAUGUGGCUGUUGAGGAACCGAAGCGAAAACGACGUGCUUCCACCAAUACAAAUAAUAAACCAGACACAAGCAAUGAUCCAGAAGAACUGUUAGUACCGAUGGCAACUGUUCCAAAAGCCGCUAAAAUUACACAGCGUCGCUCAACCAUUUCUGUACAAAGCCAAAAAUUACCAGUAAUCGCUCCAGCAACCCGAGCACGCAAACACGACCAAUUACUAACAAAUCCAAGACAACUCACCCCGAAACCAUAUUCCAAGAAAAUUGCCGAAAUCAAACAGAAUUUAAAGAGAGACAUCAACAUACGCAACAAUGCGAUGCGACUGCUGUCCGAAUCACAAGAAGAAAAAUAUCGAACGCUGAAUAUCAACGCAAACAUGGACGAUUUCUAUAAAGCUGAAGAGAAGAGCCUCUUUUCACAGUGCAACACGCUGAUUCAGUUCAUCAAGUUUAUUCAGGAAAACGGAGACAAUCCGACCAAAGUCAGCCAUAUCUCACAAGCAAUUUUAGAGCUGCAAAAGGAGUACUGAACGGCGUUCCGUGUUCAGUGAACGCUCUGUGAUUUUUUUUUCCUUUUUCUAACUCAUUAGGCAAACAAAAGAUGCUAAGAUCGGUUUAGUACGAAGAAGAAUAUUUUAUGGUUACAAAUGUCAAAUAAACGAAUACAAACAAGCAUUACAAUACAAAAUUGCAUA